CUAAGAGAAUCAAUCUAAAAAGAGAAAUUACAUUUAACGUAAUUAAAAUUUCAAUUUUCAAACUAUACUAUAGUAUAGUAUAUUUCAAACUAUACAAACAAACUUUAUUAAUUUUUUAAAUAAUUUAUCACUGUGUUAUAUUGAAAGAUAUAGCAUUUUUUUCAUAUCAAAUAAUACCUAACACAAUAUUGAAAUGUUACUAUUCAAUUAAAAAAAAAAAAAAUUUUAAAUGAAUAUUACACAUUGAACUGAAUAGUUGUAUAGUAAUGUAUGGUUUGUGAAAUAUAUAUAUAUAUUUUGUUAAAUAAGAACUUAUUUACUAAUCUUAGUUGUCAAUAUGUCGAGUUCAUAUGAAUAUGUUUGCGGUUGCGGUCGAUCGUUUAUCGAUAAUGACGGAUUAAGAUUGCAUUAUAAAUUGAACCUGGAUCAUCGACAAACGGUUAUUGCUACUGUUGGUUGUCUACAAAAACGACUCUUGUCGACACGUACAAUGAAUGGUAAGGUGACCAAACGUAAUUGUAUGCAUACAGUAGGUUCGGGUUUUAUGCCGAUAGAAACAGCUCUCGGAGGACGUGUAAAACAUUUUUUUUUUAAAAACAAAACGGAAAUUGACGAAAUUGAAAAUUUUAUUCAUUACAUCGGUGCUGAUUUGUUUAAUGUAUUGAAAGAUUCGAGCGAAGUUGGUUUAAUAAAAUUUAACGUUGUUUUGCACACAACUUAUUUACAUCAAGUUAUGGGUGAACUGAGGGACGUCUCAUUUAAAACACGCAACAAAACCAUCGAUUCAGGCACUGAUUACACCGGUGUUUUGAAUAAAAUCAAUAAAAAACUUGCCCAGAAACAAGAAACAAUAGAAACCAGACGGACUACUUUUGAGGGUGACAAAAUUUUCACCGUUGCGUGGUAGUUCGUUCAUUGAUCUUCCAUCGUGUAUUAAACACAAACACGCUAUUAUAAAUGUUCAAAAUAAAACCGACAAUCAAUGUUUUAAAUGGGCGAUUCUAUCGAGAUAUAAUACAAAAAAAAAAAACAAAGAUCAGUGGAAUGCGGGUUAUCUCGAUUUAGAAAAAAAUUCAAAUAUUAAUUUCAUCGGUAUUGAUUAUCCUACUCCAAUUAAACAAAUAAAUAAGUUUGAACGUAACAACCCGUUUUUGUCCAUAAACGUGUUUGCAUUGGACGAUAAAAAUAAUGUUUAUCCAUUGCGUAUUACCAAAUUACGUUCGAACACCGAACACAUCGAUGUACUUUACAUCACAGAGGGUGGCAAUAGCCAUUAUUUCUACAUACAAAAUUUCUCUAGAUUAGUCUCCAAACAACGAAGUGCCGGUCAUUAUCAUGAAAUCUAUUGUAAGCGCUGCCUCAGCGUGUUUACGGACCGAACGCUAUCGUCCCGUCCGAGUGGACAAGCGGGUCUGGAUGAACAUUUGAAAAUGUGUGGUAAGUUUAAGGAAGCGCGAGCUGUCCUACCCCCAGUCGAUUCGGACCAGUCAAUAUUGCGCUUCAAAAAUACGAGACGGGAGGAACCGGUACCGUUAAUAGUUUACGCCGACUUGGAAAGCUUACUUCACCGUGCAGACAAACGAAUAUCGAAAAACUGUGUUGUUAUCCAAAACCACGAGACAAUGAGCAGUUGCUUUUUCGUUGUACACGAUUCCGAUAUAUUACCGGAUAAUAUGUGUGCUGAUUUGCCGAACUAUCCGGUCUUGUAUCGUGGACCGGAUGCAGCAAAAAAAUUCGUCAUGUCAUUGGUAACUAUAGCUAAACGAGUAUCUGAUAUUAUGAAAAUUAACAUUGAAAUGGUGCGGUUGACGGUGGAGGAACAAAACCGUUUCGAUAAUGCUAAAAAUUGUGAAUCGUGUUCGAUAAUGUUUUCGGAUAAGGUCUAUAAAGUCAAAGACCACAACCAUUGGACGGCAAAAUUCCGUGCCGCUUUAUGCAACAACUGCAAUUUACAACGACGUACUCCGGCUUUCAUGCCGGUUAUCUUACACGGUCUUUCCAACUACGACGCACACAUGAUUAUACAAGAAAUGACAUACGACAAAGAAGAUAUAAGUGUAAUAGCUCAGUCCGAAGAAAAAUAUAUUUCAUUCAGUAAAACUAUUAGUGAAUACUUUCAAAUAAGAUUUAUAGAUUCGUACCGGUUCCUACAAGCUAGUCUGUCUAAAAUAACAUCAACAUUGUCGCGUCCGGAUUUCGUGCACACGUUGAACGUGUUUCAAUCGUUGGACUUGGUGACAAGGAAAUCGGUUUUUCCAUAUGAGUACGUGGACUGUUGGGAACGACUUAAUGAAAAACAGCUUCCACCACGCAGUGAGUUUUACAGUUCGAUAACACGGUCUACGGUGUCCGAGGAUGAUUAUGAGCAUGCAAAAAAUAUGUGGCGACAUUUUGGAUGCAAGACCCUUGGCGAAUACAGUGACAAGUAUUUACUUGUCGACGUUAUGGUUCUAGCUGAUGUAUUUGAAAAUUUCCGUAAGGAAAGCUUGAAAAAUUAUAAACUAGACCCUGCACACUACUUUUCAUCUCCGGCCCUUUCGUUUGACGCCAUGUUAAAGUACACAAACGCACACAUUCAGUUGUUAUCGGAUCCAGAUAUGCUGUUAAUGUUUGAACUGGGUAUACGUGGGGGUCUAACACAAACNAACCACCCGGGCUUAGUCGAUUACAAACCCAAUGAAGCACACAAGUAUCUUCAAUAUUUAGACGCUACUAAUUUAUAUGGCACGGCAAUGAUGGAACCCAUUCCGUUUGGCUAUUUUGAGUGGUCGACUGUUACAUUGGAAGAGAUACUCAACACACCCGACGACGGUGAAUACGGUUAUCUUGCAGAGGUCGAUGUAGAUUAUCCCCGAGAACUACACGACUUACACAACGAUUUACCGUUUUUUCCUGUUAACGAAAAACCGCCAUUAACGUCUUCUAAAUGUAGUAAACUGAUGACUACAUUAGAUCCCAAACGUGGUUACAUUGUACAUUACCGAGCUCUAAAACAAGCUGUAAAACAUGGUGUGGUAGUUACCAAAUUGCAUAAAUGUAUCAGAUUUAUGCAAUCUCGUUGGUUGGCUCCUUACAUUCAGCUUAAUACGGAUUUGCGCAAAAAAGCGAUCACCACGUUUGGACAAAACUUACCCAAAACGAUGAUCAACUCAAACUACGGAAAAACUUUGGAGAAUGUUAGAAAACACCAAAAUAUCAAACUCGUAUGUAACCCGGAGAAAUUGUCAAAGUUGACUGCAAAACCGUCGUAUAGCCACAGCACCAUAUUCAAUGAAGAUUUAGUUGCUGUUCACAUGUACAAGGAAAGGAUUAAUUUUUAUAAACCAAUUUUUAUCGGGCAGGCAAUAUUGGAUAUCAGUAAAACUAUAAUGUACAAAUUCCAUUAUGAAGUUAUGUUACCGUUAUAUGGACCGGAAAGGCUCAUGUUAUGUUACAUGGACACCGAUUCUUUUAUCUACCUAAUUUUGACUAAUAGUUUUCACGAUGAUUUGAAAAAUUACCUGCUCGAAUAUUUCAAUACAUCCAAUUAUCCCACCGACCACCCAUGUUACACCGAUAAACGUAAAAAAACAACCGGGUACGUUUACUGACGAAUGCAAGGGCAUGCACAUGCAAGAAAUCAUCGCAUUAUUGCCCAAAGUCUAUGCAUAUUUGACAACUCUGCAAAACUACAGUGAUCAAGUGUUUACGAGAGACGUCGAUGAAGUGAAACGAUUGAAAGGUGUGGGUCAAGGUGUAGUCAAACACGAAAUCAAGAUGGUUGAUUAUUUAAAUUGUUUGCGGGACAGGCUCAAACAAAUACGAAAGAAAAUGUCGUUAAUACGUUCUAAACAUCACCGCGUUUCAACGGUAGAAAUUGAUAAGCUCGCAUUGUCCAACAACUAUGACAAGCGUGCGAUGGUCGGUGACGAAUGUGAAUACAAAGAUGUGUACACAAAAGCGUGGGGACAUUAUUCCCUACAAAACUCGAAUGUCAACGAAUAAUAUUUAUUUAUAUAUCAAUGUAUGAUAACGCAUAAUA
Molecule: messenger RNA, 4021 nt
Organism: Daktulosphaira vitifoliae (grape phylloxera)
Lineage: Eukaryota; Metazoa; Arthropoda; Insecta; Hemiptera; Phylloxeridae
Exons: 5
Coding region: 1431-3590 (719 amino acids)
Molecular function (GO): nucleic acid binding
Source: RefSeq, a predicted model, not a curated record